Cladophialophora carrionii CBS 160.54 is the source of this 1578-nucleotide messenger RNA. RefSeq lists its product as uncharacterized. Bases 1 to 1578 code for a protein of 525 amino acids. NCBI's taxonomy places the organism in Eukaryota, Fungi, Ascomycota, Eurotiomycetes, Chaetothyriales, Herpotrichiellaceae. The record is from RefSeq and is a predicted model, not a curated record. The transcript has 4 exons. Gene Ontology annotation, molecular function: iron ion binding; oxidoreductase activity, acting on paired donors, with incorporation or reduction of molecular oxygen; monooxygenase activity.
AUGCCUUCCUCGUUCUUUAUUGUCGGCACGGCGGUCAUCCUCCUGGCAGGCAUCUUCAUCCACAACUACAGCAACAGAUCCAAAGUCCCGCCCAAUGCGAGACUGCCUCCUGGCCCAGACGGCAAGCCGUUCGUGGGCAACCUGUUAGACAUCCCGCCGAAACAUUCGUGGUUGAAGUUCAAGGAAUGGGCCGAUCAAUACGGCCCCAUCUACCGGAUCAACAUCUUCGGCCGCAAUUUGGUCAUGGUGUCAACGGAGAAGGUCGCCAAUGACCUGCUGCGGGAGCGCGGGAACAUCUACUCGUCCCGCGAACAACUGCCCAUGGCUGUGAAGCUGAUGUCGCGGGACCUGAGGCCCCUGUUUCUUCCUUACGGAGACUUGUGGCGACGUGGGCGUAAAGUGAUGCACAACAUGACGAUGCAUGCCUCGGCGACCUCGUACCAGCCGGUCCAGACGUACGAGUCGGAGCGGCUGCUGCACGACUUGAUCGCAACACCGGCGAAAUACGAGGUCCUAUUCGAACGCUACGCCGCCGCGGUGGUCAUGCGGCUGUGCUAUGGCAAGACCGUCGAGACAGGCGACGAGCAGUACAUGCGCGACAUCCUUAAGAUCGUACACAACGUUGAGCGCGUAGCCUCUCCCGGCGCUUACCUCGUCGACACCUUCCCGGUCCUUAUGUAUGUGCCUACGUGGCUGGCGCCGUUUAAGCAGGAAGCGGCGCGGCUGCACGAGUUUGAAAUCAAGACCUUUAAGGGCUUACUACUCGAAGUCCGGGACCAGAUGCAGGCCGGCAAGGCGCCGAAGUGCUUCUCGAGGUCCUUCCUCGAGAAGCAGGCCGACUAUAACCUUUCGGACAACGAAGGGGCCUAUGUCAUCGGGACGCUGUUCGAGGCCGGCGCGGGUACCACCGCCGCCGCUAUGAUGUCCUUUGUGCUGUGCAUGUGCCAUCAUCCUAAGUGGCAGCAGAAGAUCCACGACGAAGUCGACCGCGUCGUCGGCGACAGCCGUAUGCCGGAAUAUAGUGACAUCCCCUCCUUACCGACCUGCCGGGCCGUGAUCAAGGAGGUGAUGCGAUGGCGGCCCGUAACCGCCGGCGGCGUCCCGCACGAGCUGGUUAAGGACGACAUCUAUAACAGCUUCUUCUUCCCCGCCGGCACGAAUAUCCAUCCGAACCAGUGGGCCAUCCACCGCGACCCAGAACUAUAUCCUGACCCCGAAAUGUUCAACCCCGACCGCUGGCUCUCACCUAAGUUCCCGACCUACCGCGAGCCGCUGGAUAAGUUCCCUAACUUACAGAACUACUCGUGCUUCGGGUUCGGGCGACGCAUCUGCCCGGGCAUGAACAUUGCGGAGAACUCGCUGCACCUACUGACCGCGCGGAUUGCAUGGGCGGCGCACAUUUCCAAGAAGCCCGGCGUCGAGGUCCCACUGUACGAUUAUACUGCUGGAUUCAACGUGCAACCUCGGCCGUUUGUGUUUGAUCUGAAGCCGCGCAGCGAGGCAAGGAAGGCAUUGAUUGACAGGACGUGGGAGGCUGGGAAGACCAGGGACCCGCUCGACGAAGUGAAGACGUUGUAG